Molecule: messenger RNA, 3189 nt
Organism: Tribolium castaneum (red flour beetle)
Lineage: Eukaryota; Metazoa; Arthropoda; Insecta; Coleoptera; Tenebrionidae
Exons: 9
Coding region: 194-3088 (964 amino acids)
Molecular function (GO): protein binding
Source: RefSeq, a predicted model, not a curated record
ACAAAGCUUUGAAGACGGUCUUUGAGCUACAUGUUAAACGUUCCCAUGUUAGCCCCCCUUGCGCCGCCACUGCCCUGGCACCGCAACGUGACCAUGACUAGUUCGUCAAACUGACAGGCCCAGCGGCGCUGGCGCCGAAAUUUGCGAGUGCCCCCGUGACAACGCCCCGAAAUGACGAGUCGCUCAUGAGACAAUGUCCAGCAGCAGCGACUCGGAGGAAUUCUACGACGCCGAAGACCUAACACCUAGUCAUGGUCCAAGAAAAAAUCGGAAAAGCUCCAAGGAAAGUCUCACCCAGAGGGCUAGUUCGGAACCUAAUGUCUCAACGGUGCCCCCAGGUCACGACGAGAGACAGCUCCAGUCGGUCAAUGAGAUUGUUUUUGUUGAGCCCCAGAAGAGGACACCGCUUGGUGGCCGGCGCAAGUUCAAGGAGUUGAGACAGAAGCUGCAACACGACGAUGAGGACUGUCAAACUGGCAACGUUACGCCCCCCAACAGCCAAACAUCAUCAGUUGAGGGGGUUUUCGCCGCCUCCAAUAAGACCUCCCACCCUUUCCGUAUCAUAGAACAGGACACUGUGAGCCUCCAGAGUAUCAAUUCUUUAGGACGGCUCACACGAAUUUUAGGGGGGAUCGCCGAAGGGGAAUGUGGCCGCAAGGCCGUUUCCGUAUCCGCUCUCUCCUCCAGCUCCCUCGACUCGGGCUCCACCCCCAGCUCGAAGGGCAUCUCCCAGUACCCCAGCAAUGCAACACUGACUUCCGAAAAGUCCAGUCUUCCGCUACAAGAACCCGACGUCAUUGCAAGCACAAAAGCCUCCUCUUCGCAAAAGAGCGACGAUCAAAAUGUGGCACCGGUGGCUCCCCCACGUCGCAAAAAGAAAAACAAGGCGGCGCUCCAAAUCAAAAAAUCUGCAUCGAGUGCGACUUUUGAGUCCUCCGACCUGGCGAGUCCUGCGAGUACCAUUGAGUCUUUGACGCGCGAAUUCGAACAUUCUCUCGAUCGCCUGCCGUCCGGCAACGAAUCGCAGAGUUCGACGCUACGGUCGGGGCACUCGUUGGAUAUCAAGCAGGCGUUGAAGGGUCAAUUUGUGGUCAAGCCCCAGGAUAAUGAAAGUUUGAAGGCCGGGGAAGGGGGUAAGGUUAAGAGUGAAGUGGUCCAAGCAGCGAGUCCGAGAGGGUCUUCCACGAGGUCAAGUGUCGGGCACUACAGUUUGGGACCUCAUAGAGGAACACACCAGUCGAACAAUCGGAGUACAAAAGAGCGUCGGAAAUCCGCCGGUGACGAAAACAUGUUAAAAGAUGCGAAUUUAAAAGUUCGGACUCACACCGACUCCGGUAAACAAUUAUCCGACUUCGAGAUUUUGGAGCAAGUGACUGUGCUCAAUCUAGAUACCGGAGAACGAGUCCCUUUGAGCGUAGCCGAAGACAAGCUACCUCAAUGCAUCAAUCCCUUAUCCCUCCACAUAAUGCGACUAACCUCCGAAUACGUGAGCAGCUCAAGCAUGGAGAAAGAGAAAGAAUCGGACGAAGAAAGCGAAGAGAAAAAAAUCGAGAUCCCCAUCGUCGACGACAAUGAAGACGUGAGUCGGAUGCGGAAGAAGACGGCCAUGUUGAAGAAGUUCGUAGGCACCGCGAUGAAGAAAACAAUGCACAAGGCCAAAAGCAUAGCCCAGGAGGUGUCCCACGCCCGCCACAAGGAGGACAUCAUCGAUAUCGUCGAUGUUGUCAAUCCUGGGGAGCAAACAAUCAAACUCAAGGCUUCCAGCUCGCACAAAGGCCCCUACGAGUUCGAGAAAGUCGAGCAUGUGCAAGAGCUCAAAGACGAGCACGAAGGGCCCAUCUGGUGCAUGAAGUUCUCCUGCUGUGGGCGUCUCCUGGCCACAGCGGGCCAAGAUAAAGUGUUGCGGAUUUGGAUCGUCCGUGACGCUUUUCCCUUCUUCCAAGACAUGCGGACCAAAUACAACGCCGAGAAGGUGUCGCCAACUCCGUCGCAGGAAUCGCUAGUGUCGCACCAUUCGGGCGAGAACAGCAAUUUGGCGGUGUUGGAAGCUAUGACUUCCGAGGAGUGUGGCAAGAUGAUGUUUAUGCCGAAGCCCUUUUGUACAUAUACGGGGCAUACGAGCGACUUGUUGGAUGUUUCAUGGUCGAAGAAUUACUUCAUUUUGUCGAGUUCCAUGGAUAAGACGGUUAGGUUGUGGCAUAUUUCGAGGAAGGAGUGUUUGUGUUGUUUCCAACAUAUUGAUUUUGUGACGGCGAUUGUGUUCCAUCCAAGGGAUGACAGAUACUUUUUGAGCGGUUCACUGGACGGCAAACUCCGUCUGUGGAACAUCCCGGACAAGAAAGUGGCCGUUUGGAACGAAGUCGAAGGCAACCCGAAACUAAUAACCGCGGCAAACUUUUGCCAAAACGGCAAAUUCGCCGUUGUGGGUACAUACGACGGUCGUUGCAUCUUUUACAUAACCGAUCAAUUAAAAUAUCACACACAAAUCCAUGUCAGGUCUUCCCGUGGCCGAAACGCCACCGGUCGCAAAAUCAGCGGCAUAGAACCGAUGCCUGGAGAGGAUAAAAUUUUGGUCACUUCGAACGACAGUCGGAUUCGGUUGUACGACUUGAGAGACUUGAACGUCUCGUGCAAAUACAAGGGAUAUGUAAAUAUGAGUAGCCAGAUUAAGGCGAGUUUUAGCCACGACGGUAAAUACAUCGUGAGUGGCUCGGAGAAUAGGGAUAUUUACAUUUGGAAGACUAACCACGACUAUGCGAAGUUUUCGUCAGUGCGGAGGGAUCGCAACGAUUUUUGGGAAGCCAUCAAAGCUCAUAAUGCGGUUGUGACGUGUGCCAUUUUCGCACCAAAUCCCGAAGGGGUCAUCAAGAUGAUUGAGGAGAGCUGCAAGUCGGAAGAAACGGAAACUAACGAUAAACAGGUGGAGGAUCCGGUGGUGGAACAACAUACCAAAGGUUGUGGCGGUUAUGUGUUAAUCUCGGCCGAUUUCAACGGCUGCAUCAAAGUCUUCAUCAAUAAAAUGAAACCCAAGCAUAGCUCAUUACCAGUCUCCGCAAUGGUGUCCAACACCAAAAUUAAAAAAACCUAGAGUAGCUCUAAUUUUAUUACUAAAUUGUGAUCGAUUGUAUUAUAUUUUUUUUAAAUUGUACAUUAUUUUAUCCAGUUCUAAUAAACACUAAUUGAGAACUA